This is a messenger RNA of Coregonus clupeaformis (lake whitefish), 3531 nucleotides long. RefSeq names its product E-selectin-like. Gene Ontology annotation, cellular component: membrane. Gene Ontology annotation, biological process: cell adhesion; negative regulation of complement activation, classical pathway. Lineage: Eukaryota; Metazoa; Chordata; Actinopteri; Salmoniformes; Salmonidae. The coding region runs from base 84 to 3062 and encodes 992 amino acids. The record is from RefSeq and is a predicted model, not a curated record. The transcript is spliced from 17 exons.
UAUCAUUUCAUCCACUGGAUAAGACUAGAGACACAUCCUUUGGAGAUUUACCUGCAAAAGAGCAUCACAUUUUAAAACGUACAAUGGACUUCUGCUCUGGAUCACAGCAAGCCAGAAGCCACAGCUCAUGGAUCACCCUCUUCCUCCUGUGGUCAAUUCUCACCAUGUGCUGUAGAGUGGAGGGCUGGUCCUACCAUCACUCUAACAAAACUAUGGACUGGGACACUGCUAGAACGUGGUGCACGGAGCGCUACACUGACAUGGUGGCCAUCCAGAACCGCGGAGAGAUCUCCCACCUUAACAGCAUCCUGCCCAGACAGGACAACUAUUACUGGAUAGGGAUCCGUAAGGUGGACGACGUGUGGACCUGGGUGGGGACCAAGAAGACCCUGACUAAAGAGGCAGAGAACUGGGCAGACGGAGAACCCAACAACGGCGGGAACAACGAGGACUGUGUGGAGAUGUACAUCAAGAGACAGAAGGACGCGGGGAAGUGGAACGACGAGUCGUGUACGAAGAAGAAGACGGCUCUGUGCUACACAGCCUCGUGUCAGAGCCACUCAUGUUACCAUGGAGAGUGUGUGGAGACCAUCAACAGCCACCGCUGCGAGUGCUUGGAGGGCUUCUACGGAGAGCAGUGUGAACACGCUGUCGAAUGUAAGAUGGAGGAGGUAACUGUCCCUGAUAAAGCCAGCGUCAGUUGCUCUCACCCCAAUGGGAAUUUCUCCUUUAACUCGACGUGUCAGUAUUCCUGUGAGGAGGGGUACCGGCUGAGCAGCUCCGGGCCUGUGAGGUGCACAGCCUCAGGAUCAUGGUCGGAACAGCCUCCCACCUGUGAAUUGGUCUUAUGCAGUGAUCUGUAUGAGCCCGGGAAGGGUUCCAUGACCUGCUCUCAUCCCCUGGGCUCCUUCAGCUACCUGUCUACCUGUACCUUUACCUGUGAGGAAGGCUAUGAGAGGGUGGCCUCCAGAUCUGCUACCCUGCAGUGUGGAGCCUCGGGACUGUGGAACGACUCACAGCCGCAGUGUGUUGCUGUAAGCUGCCCUACCCUCCAGCAGCCACAGGAUGGCGCUAUCACCUGUGGAGAAGACUUCACCUAUGGAAGCAGCUGUAGCUUUAGCUGCUCUGAGGGUUAUCUCCUCCAGGGGGCGACAACGGUGACCUGCACAUCAACUGCUGAGUGGAGUGAGGAGAUACCGCACUGUGAAGUGGUCUUAUGCAGUGAGCUGUAUGAGCCUGGGAAGGGUUCCAUGACCUGCUCUCAUCCCCUGGGCUCCUUCAGCUACCUGUCUACCUGUACCUUUACCUGUGAGGAAGGCUAUGAGAGGGUGGCCUCCAGAUCUGCUACCCUGCAGUGUGGAGCCUCGGGACUGUGGAACGACUCACAGCCGCAGUGUGUUGCUGUAAGCUGCCCUACCCUCCAGCAGCCACAGGAUGGCGCUAUCACCUGUGGAGAAGACUUCACCUAUGGAAGCAGCUGUAGCUUUAGCUGCUCUGAGGGUUAUCUCCUCCAGGGGGCGACAACGGUGACCUGUACAUCAACUGCUGAGUGGAGUGAGGAGAUACCGCACUGUGAAGUGGUCUUAUGCAGUGAGCUGUAUGAGCCCGGGAAGGGUUCCAUGACCUGCUCUCAUCCCCUGGGCUCCUUCAGCUACCUGUCUACCUGUACCUUUACCUGUGAGGAAGGCUAUGAGAGGGUGGCCUCCAGAUCUGCUACCCUGCAGUGUGGAGCCUCGGGACUGUGGAACGACUCACAGCCGCAGUGUGUUGCUGUAAGCUGCCCUACCCUCCAGCAGCCACAGGAUGGCGCUAUCACCUGUGGAGAAGACUUCACCUAUGGAAGCAGCUGUAGCUUUAGCUGCUCUGAGGGUUAUCUCCUCCAGGGGGCGACAACGGUGACCUGUACAUCAACUGCUGAGUGGAGUGAGGAGAUACCGCACUGUGAAGUGGUCUUAUGCAGUGAGCUGUAUGAGCCCGGGAAGGGUUCCAUGACCUGCUCUCAUCCCCUGGGCUCCUUCAGCUACCUGUCUACCUGUACCUUUACCUGUGAGGAAGGCUAUGAGAGGGUGGCCUCCAGAUCUGCUACCCUGCAGUGUGGAGCCUCGGGACUGUGGAACGACUCACAGCCGCAGUGUGUUGCUGUAAGCUGCCCUACCCUCCAGCAGCCACAGGAUGGCGCUAUCACCUGUGGAGAAGACUUCACCUAUGGAAGCAGCUGUAGCUUUAGCUGCUCUGAGGGUUAUCUCCUCCAGGGGGCGACAACGGUGACCUGUACAUCAGCUGCUGAGUGGAGUGAGGAGAUACCGCACUGUGAAGUGGUCUUAUGCAGUGAGCUGUAUGAGCCUGGGAAGGGUUCCUUGACCUGCUCUCAUCCCCUGGGCUCCUUCAGCUACCUGUCCACCUGUACCUUUACCUGUGAGGAAGGCUAUGAGAGGGUGGCCUCCAGAUCUGCUACCCUGCAGUGUGGAGCCUCGGGACUGUGGAACGACUCACAGCCGCAGUGUGUUGCUGUAAGCUGCCCUACCCUCCAGCAGCCACAGGAUGGCGCUAUCACCUGUGGAGAAGACUUCACCUAUGGAAGCAGCUGUAGCUUUAGCUGCUCUGAGGGUUAUCUCCUCCAGGGGGCGACAACGGUGACCUGUACAUCAGCUGCUGAGUGGAGUGAGGAGAUACCGCACUGUGAAGCUAUCCAGUGCCCCUCUCCUGUGGCUCCUCUGGGGGGUCAGGUCAGCUGUGAGGCCCCCUCACAUCCAUGGGGCUCUGUCUGCAACUUCAGCUGUGAUAAGGGCUAUGACCACAAGGGGGCCCCGAACAUGCAGUGUUCAGGGUCAGGGGAGUGGAGCGCUGACACGCCUACCUGCACAGCCACCCCUGAGCCCCCGUUGAACCCCACUAUCAUAGGCCUGGCAGCAGGGGGCGCUGUGUCAUUAUCUGGCCUGUCUCUGGCCGCAUGGCUCCUCAAACGAAUCAGACAGAAAGCUAACAAGUUUGAUCUGAACAGCACCUCAGACAUUGAGGAACCUUUACAGACCUACAGGAACAGCAUUGACAGCCUCAUAUAGAGAUCAACAACAACUGCAGGAACAGGCUUGCUCUGUUUUCAAAGAAGAUCUGCUGGUCACACCUGGAUCACAGUUCCUCAGUAUUGUAAUGUAGUAGGUUAGAUAGCCUUGAAUCGUCUGACUGGGAGAGAGAUGCUACGUUGAGUAUACAGAAUCAUCAGUUCUCUUGAUGGUCCUACAGAAAAUGUUUUUUCUCCCUGAGGGAGUUUUAUAUUGAACAAAUUGUUCACCACUGGCUGGUAUAUGACCACAAGUGGUCACAUUUCUUAUGAUACUGAUUUUGACAGCUAUUGAAUACAAACUACAGAAAGUUGUAUAUUGUAUUCCACUGUAUAAUUAUUUGUAUUAUCUUAAAUAUAUUUUUAUGUUUUUACAAAACUGUGAAACAAUGCCUUUCAGUAUUUAAGUGCUAUUUAUUUGUGUGUUUCAGAAUUAAAUUUGAUGUAGAAAAAGUGUCUUUUUAAAUAUA